This is a messenger RNA of Aquila chrysaetos chrysaetos, 1023 nucleotides long. RefSeq names its product translation initiation factor IF-2-like. The transcript is spliced from 2 exons. The record is from RefSeq and is a predicted model, not a curated record. Bases 1 to 1023 code for a protein of 340 amino acids. NCBI's taxonomy places the organism in Eukaryota, Metazoa, Chordata, Aves, Accipitriformes, Accipitridae.
AUGCGCCCGCCAGCCCCUUCCUCCUGCCUGCAGCCAUCUCUGCCCCGUGGUCACAGCCCGCCGCCAGCCCCCUUCCCGGUCCCCCCACGUUCAUCUACCCCUCGAAUUGCCCCCCGGGGCAGCGCCCAGCCCCGCGGCCCCCGCUGCCAGGGGAAGCCACGGGCCUCAGUUUCCCCCUGGUACUCCCGGUUUCCCCAUGGGCAGCACCCACAGCCGCCCUUCCAGCAGCCCAAGGGAUGCGGGCAGGAGGGUGGGACGCCCCUCGCCCUGCAAAACGAUGCCCUCGGGUGCCUGCUCUGCGACGCUGGCUGGGAUGGAGGGGGGGUACGGGUGCCUCUGCCCGCUCGGGCAGUGGGCUGGAGGCUUGCGGCAGGGACGUCUGGGGGCACGGGAGUGGGGCGGCCGGCAGGGAUGUGCACGGGCAGGGCCAGGUUGCCAGGGCUGGGUGGGAUGCUCCCAGACCACAGGGGUGCUCCCAGGCUGAUGGGAAGAUCCAAAGCGGAUGGGGUGCUUGAAGUGGGUGGGAUGCUCGAGCUGGAUGGGAUGCUCCGAGGCCAGCGGGAUGCUCCAAGGCGGAUGCGGAUGGGAUGCUCGAGACCAGCAGGAUGCUCAAGGCAGAUGCGGAUGGGAUGCUCGAGGCCAGCGGGAUGCUCCGAGGUGGAUGUGGAUGGGAUGCUUGAGGCCAACGGGAUGGUCCAGGCUAGCUGGAUGCUGCCGAGGUCGUGCCACCACCCGCAGAAGCAAGGCUGGCCUGUUCCCGUCCCCCCUCCGUGCAUGUCCAGCAGUUCCCUCUGCCCGCAGCCCCCUCCGGCCCCGCUGCCGGGCAGGACCCAGCGUGCCAGCCGUACCCGAGGUGUACGUGCCCGCCGAAACGCUCCCCACAAUAAACACACUGUGACUCCCGGCCCUGCUUGUGUCUGCCCGCAGCCGCCGUCCGCCCAGCUGCGGCUGGUGUCCCCUGCCCGGGGGUCCCGCUCCGGCCGGCAUCCCGCAGCACCCCUUUCCUUGCACAAGCCCCAGUGA